AUGCUGGGCGUGCACCGGUGCAAGCUCAAGCUGAAGCAAAUCGUGUGCUGUCCACCCAUCCCCACCCAUCUCCACCCCUCCCCGCCCAUCCCCACCCAUCUCCACCCCUCCCCGCCCAUCCCCACCCAUCUCCACCCCUCCCCACCCCUCCCCAGACCUGUGGAGCUCGGAGGACUACAAGGCGAUAGAGGGGCUGCAGGCUCUUGGCGUGCACAGGUGCAAGCACAGGCAAUGUGCGCUCCCCACACCUCCUCACCCCUUUCCACCCCUCCCCACCCCGUUCCACCACUACGAACAACAUCAGAUCUUUGGAGUUCUGAAGACUACAAAGCAAUAGAGGGGCUGCAGGCGCUGGGGGUGCACCGGUGCAAACUUAAGGAGAUAGCCGAUGCCACCCAGGGGUUCAAGACGCUGCUGGGGGAGGGCGGAUACGGACAGGUAUAUCUGUGCAAGGUCAAGGAGAUUGCAGAUGCGACCCAGGGCUUCAAGGCGCUGCUGGGGGAGGGCGGAUACGGACAGGUGUGCUACGGGUCGGGUAUAUGUGUGAGGCAGGCAGGUAUAUACCUGGAGGGUGCAUGCGAAGGUGUGAGAGGGGAUGGCACAUAUGGGGCAGGUAUAUCUGUGUACCGAGGAGUGCUGGAAUCAGGGGACGUGGUGGCAGUGAAACGAGCAAAGGGGCAUGUGAAGUUAUGUGGGACUGAAUUCCGAAACGAAAUUCAGCUCCUGUCUGCUGUGCGCCAUCGCAACCUGGUGGCUCUGAAAGGGUUCUGUGUGGAAGCGGGCGAGCAACUGCUGGUGUAUGAAUUCAUCGAGAGGGGGACUUUGGAAGACAUGCUGAGAGCCGACUCAAAGCACCAGUUGACGUGGCGGCAGAGGGUCAAAAUUGCGUGUGGAGCAGCCAGCGGGUUUGCGUACCUGCACCAUCAGAUCAAGCCACCUAUUAUCCACCGGGAUGUGAAGACGGCCAACAUACUCAUCACAGCAGAUCUUGAAGCAAAGGUGGCAGACUUUGGAAUCUCCAAGGCUGUUCCUGAGGAGGCGGAGGGAGGGGGGAGGCUGGAGACGCAAGUGAAAGGCACUGUGGGCUAUUUGGACCCACAAUAUUUCCAAAGCGACCUGCUAACUGAGAAGAGCGACGUGUACAGCUUUGGAAUCGUGCUGCUAGAGCUGGCCACCGGUCUCCGCCCGGUGACCAACGGGGAGCAUAUCAGACGGAUCGUGAUCGAUAGGGUUACCAACGAGGGCGGAGUGAACAGUGUUAUGGACCCUGUAUUGAUAGCCAUGUGUGAGAGGGGGAGCGGGGAGGGGGGAGGAGCAGGGGGAGGAGCAGGGGGAACAGAGGGCGGAGGGGAAGGGAGAGGUGGUGGGGGAGGUGGAGAGGUGGGGAUGAAUGAGGGAAAGGCAAUGGAGGAGACGUGUGGAAGCGAGGCCUUGGAGGAGACGUUUGAGUGGUUUGUGCGGCUGGCAAUGCGGUGCAGCUUGAAGCAGGUUCAGAACCGACCGGACAUGCAGCAGGUUUUGAAGGAGUUGGAAGGGAUUAAGAGGCGGUUGAACCGGGUUUCUGCUUCUCGUGCUGCUGGUGCUGCUGGUACUGCUGCUGGUGCUGCUGGUGCUGCUGGUGCUGCUGCUGGUGGUGCUGCUGGUGCUGCUGGUGUUGGUGGUGGUGACAGUAGCAGGCGUGAUAAUGGCGAAGGGUAUAAUUGGGAAGAGGAGCCUGGGUGUGCGACCAAGUCCCAAACCAGCGACAAAUUCUGGAGUGAAAUUGCUGCUGCGGCGACGAGAGGGGCUGCAAGGGAGGAUUGGGGUGAGGAGGACGAGGAGGAAGAGGUUUCGUGGUAUGAGGAGCGGAUGAAGCUGCAAGGAGGGAAGGGCGGGACGUCGAGCAGCGGUGGGAGUGGGUUGAGUCCCACGGUGACGUUCAGUGGGAGUGUGCAUAAAAGAGAUGUGAAUCCCCGGUGA
Closterium sp. Naga37s-1 is the source of this 1959-nucleotide messenger RNA. Lineage: Eukaryota; Viridiplantae; Streptophyta; Zygnematophyceae; Desmidiales; Closteriaceae. The record is from the annotation of a GenBank genome assembly.